Messenger RNA from Brassica napus (rape), 4889 nucleotides. Its product is annotated as reticulon-like protein B9. Bases 4092 to 4766 code for a protein of 224 amino acids. The record is from RefSeq and is a predicted model, not a curated record. Lineage: Eukaryota; Viridiplantae; Streptophyta; Magnoliopsida; Brassicales; Brassicaceae. The transcript is spliced from 6 exons.
UUAGGUGUCAGCCAUAAAAGCCUCCUCCCCAACCAGACAGAGUUUUGCAAGCUUAUCAGCUGCUUUGUUUUUUUCCCUUGAGAUCCAAGAGAAAGAGAUUUCAUCAAAAAAACAAGAUAAGUUACAAAUAUCAGAAAUAAUUCCGUAAAGUUCCGGGUGAAACGUUCCUGAGUUGAUCGUCUUAAUCAGUUGGGCUGAGUCUGAUUCACAUCGCAUCUUCCUGAGUCUCAUAUCUCUGCAGCUUGUCAUUCCUUCUCUCAACGCUAGACCCUCUGCAAUCAAGGCAGAGCCAACUAAGGGAGUUGGAAGAGUGAAGUCAGAAGAUCCUUCCUGAGUUUUAAUCAUCCAGCCGAGUCCGGCCGUGAGGUUAGAUGCUCUCCACGCCGCAUCAGAGUUGAGGACGUCGCAGUUCGUCAUUGUUUGGGGUCGUGGCGGGAUCUUACGUGGAGGUGGGGGUCUCUGCUCUUGGUUGCUUGUCCAUUCUUUUGCCGCUGUAAUAGCUUUGGUAAGAGCUUCUUCCUCAGUAAUCGUUUUACCUUCAAAGAUCAGUUGGUUUCUAGCGCACCAGAUAUGCCACAGGAUCCAAGGAGCUAACUGGCCGGAGACAAGUCCUGUAGGGGGGACACAGUUCUUUUCGCAGAGGUUUGACCACACACUCUUUAAAUCUAUCAAUCCGCUAUUCUCAAAUGUCGAAACAAAUGGAGCUGCUCUCCAGAUUUUCCUUGCAAAUGGACAUUGCAAGAAAAGAUGAUCUAUAGAUUCCAGUGUGCCACACCUCUUGCAUCUACCAUCAGUGGUAAUAUGCCUUUCAACCAGUAUCUCUCCCACCGGUAUCGCUUUUUGGAAAAGCUUCCACAGAAACAUUUUGAUUUUCGGUGAGAUGUGUAAAUUCCAAACACCCUUGAACCAGUUCAGGGCUGGUUCUUCUUCAUUUACUUCAAGGUCCUCUGUUCUCAUGUUAAUUGCAGUAUGGUAGCCUGACUUGGUCGUGUACUCACCAUUUGGUGUGCUCAGCCAUAUCUGUUUAUCCGCAGCGCCCGACCGGCUCGGUUUGAUACUCUUGAUGACAACCUCCCAUUGCGGUAGCAAGCUUCUAAUUUUGCCAUCGUCCCAGUCUCUAGAGUUGUCUUGGAACAGGUCUGCCACUGUGAUAUUUAUGGACGCCUCAGUUGAUGGUCCUGUUGGUCUUAACUUGGACGUGAGGCUGAGCCAAGCAUCAUCCCAAAUUCGAAUGGAGGAGCCGUUUCCAACCACCCAUCCCAUGUUCUCUUUCAGAAGAUCCCUGCCUAUAAGUACUCCGCGCCAACCAUGGGAACUGGCUGACUUCUGCGUGACCUCCAUAAAGCUUUCCGAGUGGCAAUAUUUCCCAAAUAAUACUUUGGAUAGCAGUAGGUCUGGAUUGUUGUGCAGUCUCCACGCUAAUUUGCCCAAGAAGGCAUCAUUCCAUGCUUGGAAAUCUCUGAAUCCUAGCCCUCCAAUGGCUUUAGGUUUUGUCAUUUUCUCCCAAGAAGUCCAUGCCAUCUUCUGUUGGCCCACACUAUAUCGUCCCACCAGAAUCUUGUGACAGCCGCUUGGAUUCUUUUGCAUAGGGAGACGGGAAGUUUAAAGCACGUCAUCGAGUAUGAUGGGAUCGGGGAUAGGACACUCUUGAUCAUGGUCAGUUUUCCAGCUUUCGAUAGGAAUCGAUUUGUCCAGCUGCUCCCUUUCUGUUUAAUUCUUUCCAUAAUGGAAGUAAAGAGAUCCCUCUUUUUUCUUCCGAAGUGUUAUGGCAGGCCGAGUCGGAGUUCGUCUCGAGAAGGAGAUGGACGAUUUUUCGCUGUUAAUUGUCUGUCCAGAAGCUUCUCUAUAGCGCUGGAGGAUGGAGUUCAGACAUUGGCUGCUUUUCUUGUUUGCACGAGUGAAAAACAUAGUGUCAUCGGCGAAGAGUAAGUGGUUGACUUGGGGGCUUGCCCUUGUUACACUGAUUCCUUUUAAAGAACCCUCUUCGCUUGCCCUGUUACAUAGUCCCGAGAGGACUUCACCACACAAGAUAAAGAUGUAUGGUGAGAGAGGGUCUCCUUGGCGGAUUCCUCUGCUCGGUUGUACCCUUCCCCUAGGCGAGCCGUUGAUGAGGAAGGAGUAUGUAACAGUGGAUACACAUUCCAAUAUCCAGUUGGUCCAUGUGUCAUGGAAUCCUAGCCGCUUCAGUACCAGCUCGAUAAAUUUUCAUUCGAGCCUAUCGUACGCUUUGCUCAUGUCCGUCUUGACUGCCAUAGAACAUCUCUUCUCAGCAUCUGAAUUUUUUAAGAAGUGGAGAACCUCGUGUGUUAUCAGUACGUUAUCUGAGAUUGCUCGCCCGGGGACAAAGGCGGAUUGGUUCUCCGAGAUGAUAGAGGAGAGGAGCGGCUGCAGUCUUUUGGUUAGAAUCUUGGAGAUGAUCUUAUAGUACACGUUGCAUAACGCGAUGGGCCGGUAAUCUGCAACAGCUUGAGGAUUCUUUAUCUUUGGGAUGAGUCUCACGUUUGUUUCAUUUAUCCUUGGCGGCAAAGUGCUGGAGACAAAGAAACUCUGGACUUCACUGGUGAUGUCUGGUCCAAUCGUGUCCCAAUUAGCAUGGUAGAACCCGGCCGAAAAACCGUCCGGCCCGGAUGCUUUGUCUGCAUAUAUAUAUAUAUAUAUAUAUAUAUAUAUAUAUAUAUAUUUCUUUUAAUGCUGAAAAAAUUCAUUGAGCCUUGAUAGGCAAAAAGUUUAGGAUUAGAAAACUUGUAAACAAAAGAAUACCACAAUAGCUGCUAAAACGAAAUCGAAGAAGCUUCAUAGAUUAUGCAAGAGAGUUGAAACGAUACACUGGCACCAGAUGUUGAUGAAUACAUUGGUUCUUGUUCAAUAAAUACGUUAACCAUCGCGUCCGUAGACAACUUCCGAGAUUGUCAUCUGUUCCAGGCUCCAGCCAACCCGGACCAUAUAUUUAUGCUUAUUCAUUCAAACCCUUUAAAAUGGAGAUGGAGUUUAUGUCUAUCAAUUUUUUUAUGAUAGAGCAAACAAGGAUAAAACAGUGGUAUUAAAAAGAGAGAAUGAAUUAAUUGAAAGUGGGUACAAAGCAUCAAUCGUGAUAUGAACUUUAUGAUUCUCACGCCUAGUGAGUAGUGUAACAAUUUGAGUUGUUAUUAUUGCUCCUCCUAGGCCCGGCCCUGUGCAUGUGCUGGGAGCACAUUUGCGCAGGGCCCAUUACAAUUUUGAAAAUUUUUAGCCCAGAACAAGGCCCGAAAAUGUUUUAAAUUAUUUUUUUUCUUAAAAAAAAGGGCCCCAGAUUUUUUUUCUUCUUCUUAAAAAGGCCUUAAAUUUUUUUUUUCAGCACAAGGCCUCACCUACAACUGAGACGGCCUGCCUCCUACAAGUAAAAAUAACUUGUAAAAUCCAAUUAUCCUAGAAGAAUUAUUUGUUUUUCGAAGAAUAGUUUAUUUUUAUUUUAGGUUAUCUUGGUUAGUUUUUAGAAAAUACAAAAUUAGAUUUUACCAAUACAAGAUUAAAGAUCGAUUGCUAACAGUUUCUCAGAUAAAAAAAAGCAUCUAAGUUUAUAAUUGUACUUUUACCAGAAAUAUACAAAUAUUGAGAUUUUCACGCCUCACCACACCUACCAUAAGUCAGGACAAGAUCAUGCAAGACGAAGAAAACAGAGAGUAGUACAUUUGUAGCCACCUUCAACGGGAUCACCAGCCAUAAGAAGUGGAGUGACCAAAGUUCAUGAAUCUUUAUAUUCACAGGCAGUUGUGGAAGCUGAAUUAGCUUGAGGCGGAAGGAGAAAAUAUACCAUCCAAAACAUCUUACCUUAUACUCUUUGCCAUUGAAAUUAUCACUUGUACGUAAUUCUUAUUUAGGAGUUUGAAUUGUUUAUGCAAACGUGUAUAUGAAGAAAAAAAAUAGGAGAAGGAUUAAGGACAAAACCAUUACUUAUUCCUUGCUUCAUAAAAAUGUGUUAACUUUGUUCCCAAGCCUAGAACCUCUCUAGUCUGUCCACCUCUUCUUAUAUUUCCAACAAAUUUACAUAACCAUCACGUUAAAGUUAACUACUCUUUCCAUUAAUUCGUAAGAAUUCAUCAUAAUCCAACAUCAUGCCGAUCUUUGGGGGAUCUUCUGAUUCUGAAGAAGAAAGAACGAUGCAUCAACAAACUAAGCUCUUCAAUCGCCAACGAUCAAUUCACUCAAUAUUCGGAGGAGGCAAAGUUGCGGAUAUUUUGUUAUGGAGAGAGCCGAAAAUAGCUGCAACAUUGGUGAUAGGAGUUAGUCUCUUAUGGUUCUUACUGGAAGUAGUGGAAUACAAUUUCAUAACCCUAGUUUGUCAUGCUUCCAUGACCUCUAUGCUUCUUUUCUUCAUUUGGUCCACUGCUUCCGAUUUUCUCAAUUGGGAAAGGCCAAUCAUACCAGUAGUGGUGCUCGACGAAUCGUCUUUCAAGGAAUUAGCAACAAGCUUUCAUGAUAGAUUCAACCAAAUCCUCUCCAAGCUUCUUGACCUUGCUUGUGGAAGAGAUCCUCCACUCUUUUUCCUCACAACAAUCUCACUUUACAUCCUAUCCGUCAUCGGGACAUGUAUCAACUUUAUGAAUCUUCUGUUCAUAGGGUUUGUAAGCAUGCAAACAUUGCCGAUUAUGUACGAGAUGUACGAGGAUGACGUGGAUAGAGUGGCGAGUAUGUUAAUGAGAAAGAUGAGAAAGUUGUACAGGAAAGUGGACUCAAAUGUUCUCAGCAAGAUCCCAAGAGGAACUGUCAAAAGCAAGAAACAUGCUUAAUUUUUCAUUGGUUACUCACUGAUGUAAAAUAUAAUUUAUAUGCAUAGAGAGACAAUUCUUUAUAUAGUUACCGUAAAACAAGUUUUAAUUCGUAGUUCAAAUAAAUAGAAUUAUUUUGGUUUC